AUGCGGCUCUCGAAGCGCAUGAGAAUGAAAGAAUGAGAAACAGAGAACGCGUCGCUUUACCUUCCUUCGACUUCUCUUCAAGAGCCCGCGCCGCAAGCGACCGAACUCAGUCUCGCACCGAACGCGAUCGCCAACACAACAUCCCUCCUCCUCUUCACUCCGAGUCUCUCACCACGAAGACGAAGAAUUGUUAACGUAACAUGUUCAACGCGCGUUGUUGAAAGUGCGCUAUGUUCGAUUACAAUAAUCUACCACCGGCUGACAGCUGUCAUAUGUCCAAAGCGACGAAAGUGACUAUCUGGGACAGUGCGCAUGCUAUCACUACCAACAUUAGUAAUACUAACAAUCAUAAUGGCAAAAAGACGGAAACGCGUUUCUAUUGUUUAACGCUGUGUAUCGUGUCCGCAUUCGCGAUUGGCUUGUGUUUCGGUGUGCUGGGACCUUUUUACUAUGCAUCAUCCACAAAGGAAACAACAAUCACGCCGGCGAAUCUGAACACCGCGAGGGAAAUCGAAGGGAUUUUUGUUAAUCACAGUUUUAGUACACAAAACUUAUCAUCGGUUAGUUUUAUUAACAAUUCAUCACAACGUGAUUUAGUCUACGAAGAUAUCUACUGGUCAGACUAUGUAGAAUCCCUGUUACCACCUGGGUUUACUCGGAGGCAAGCUGACGAGUGGAAUAGAUAUGUCCGCAAGGGUGCCGUUGCGAUCAAAUUGGAGAAAGGUUGCGGAAGGAUGCAGAAUCGUCUUGUGACGUUCGCCGACGGACGACGUGCGUGCGUUCGCUAUCGACAAAACACCGAUCAGAUUCAGGGAGAGCUCUUUAGUUUCUACCUGUCACAGAUUCUGAAUCUGAAGAAUCUGGUGCCUUCAGCUGUAGGGGUUGUGGAUGUCCAACUACCGAUCUGGACCCGUUUGAGUAAUGAGAUUGCUUCCGCUCAAUGGAGUAGUCAAAGACCCGUGGUGCUCACUCAAUUCAUCCCUGAUUUAGACGUGGGGAGUAUCCCGAAAUUGGUCAGACCUGCAGAGUCGGACCAUUUGAAUAAAUUGGACAUCCGCGAGCAAAACUUGCAGAAAUCUGAGAUUAUAGAGUUAGCGCAGUGGUCUGAUUUGAUUAUUUUUGAUUACCUGACUGCGAAUUUAGACAGGGUCGUGAAUAAUCUCUAUAAUCAUCAGUGGAAUAGUAAUAUCAUGGAGGCACCCGCACAUAACCUCGCCAAGAACUCCCAGACGAAUCUAUUGGUGUUUCUGGACAACGAAUCCGGAUUACUGCAUGGUUAUAGACUCCUAGAGAAAUACGAAGCUUAUCACGGGUUGUUACUGGAUAAUCUCUGCAUAUUUCGACGGAGUACCGCCCAGGCAAUUGCAACCCUUCGUAGGGAAGGUAAUGUCGGGCAGUUACUACGCGCCAUGUUUGAAAGGCGUAACCCCGAGCGGAUCAAGGAUGUCCUCCCGACGAUCCCCGAGAAAUCCGUGAAGAUACUCAACGCGCGGAUACGCAGGGUGCACGAGCAGAUAUUGAAGUGUCAAGGGCUGUUCAAGAGCUCCGACGCGGAGUAGCGAUGAUGAAUUUAAUCGAUUGCUGCGAUCGGCAACGUGUUUCUCUCAUGUGCCAAAAAUCCUCCGUCUCUGUUCGUUUUUUUUUAUUCUUCGCUUACCAGAGCGCAGAGAAAAGAAACGAAGACACAAAGGAAUAACUCAUAAUAAAUGGGAUGCGCGCGGCGCGCUCGGAUCAAGAUCAUGAACAUCAUGCGCAUCAUGCGCAUUGAACAUGGCCGCAGCGGAGCCGAAAAAGAUCAAGAUCGGUAAAGAUCCAAUCCGCGAUGCGUAUUCAAAUUUAUUUAUGCCCGACGGACACACGAGAUUUUUGACUGUAUUCUAUAUGUAGAACGCGAGACAAUGUGAUAUUAAUGUUUUAUUUUAGUUUUUAUGUUUUUAUUAUUAUCUAUAUGCAAGCGUGGAAAUUGUGAUAAACAUUUGUAAAUAAUAUGUAUUAUCUUAUUUAAAUAAAAUGCAAGUAAUUCGAGAA
Dalotia coriaria is the source of this 2028-nucleotide messenger RNA. RefSeq names its product four-jointed box kinase (gene fj). Lineage: Eukaryota; Metazoa; Arthropoda; Insecta; Coleoptera; Staphylinidae. Gene Ontology annotation, biological process: cell-cell signaling. The transcript has a single exon. The coding region runs from base 231 to 1559 and encodes 442 amino acids. The record is from RefSeq and is a predicted model, not a curated record.